Molecule: messenger RNA, 2262 nt
Organism: Amoebophrya sp. A120
Lineage: Eukaryota; Dinophyceae; Syndiniales; Amoebophryaceae
Source: the annotation of a GenBank genome assembly
GACCGAGCGGAGCAGUGAAUGAAAUGAGUGUUGCGAGAGUAAGAUUGUCCAAAUAAGUAGAACUCUUGCUGCAACCCUAGUACAACCAACACCAGUGAAAGCUGUUGGUGACACAACAUACAGCAACCAAAAAUAAUCAACCCAGGAAAUUAAAAACUGACUUGCUUACCCCGCCCUAUUCACUUAAUUCCCUCGUGUACCAAACUUCUUGAUCGGUGUUGAGUCAACUCCGUUCUUCGUGAUUCAUGUCAAUCCCCAUCCUAAAGACUCCUGCUCGGGAGCAAGUCUGAUUGCGCUCGAUUUCGCAUUAUUAAAAUCAUCGUGACGUUUCGAUUACUAAAUACUAAUUUUCUGUGCUCUUGUCCUGGACCACACCAAACAAAGUUGUGUUUGAAAUUUCUACUAGUUUUGAUUGUGCUUGUAUUUACCUACUCCUACGACUCCUGUGACUAUGCUCCACCAGAUGAAGAAUCUCCGCCGUUCUGGCGCUGUUCGAUCGGCCAGUCGUGCGGCAACCGCGCCGCUCGCGUCUUCGUCGAGGCAGGCAAGUUCCUUCGUUUGCUCGCCGGUGGUCGCAAACACGACUGCACCUCCAUCGUCGGCAACAUCGUCGUCGAGUAGCUCUACCGCAAGAACAUCUCGAAGAAACUUUGCGUCGAUGCGUACGUUGGCAAAGGUGCACGCGGAGGAGGGGAUCUGGAUGAACGAGGUGCCGAUCCCGAAGCCGGGCUAUAACGACGUGCUGAUAAAAAUCAAGAAGACCGCGAUUUGCGGCACCGACGUGUCCAUCUACAAGUGGACGCCCUGGGCGCAGAACGCGGUGCCCGUCGGACUCACGGUCGGCCACGAGUACUCCGGCGAGAUCGUGGAAAUGGGCGAGGGCGCGGCGCAGAAGGGCCUGAAAAUUGGCACCCGCGUGUCCGGGGAGGGACAUUUGGUGUGCGGGAUGUGCCGCAAUUGCCGUGCGGGGCGCCGGCACCUGUGCCGGAAAACCGAGGGGAUCGGCGUCAACAUGCCGGGGGCGUUUGCCGAGUAUCUGGCGCUGCCGGCGGAGAACGUGUUUAUUCUGCCAGAUUCCAUCUCCGACGACGUCGCGUCGAUCCUCGAUCCCUUGGGAAACGCGGUGCACACGGCCUUCGCAUUUGACCUUGUCGGGGAGGACGUCUUGGUCACGGGCGCGGGGCCGAUUGGAAUCAUGGGCGCCAUGUUGGCGAAGAGAGCUGGGUACUGGAGGAAAUGUUGUCUAGUAGGGCAUGGCUUUUUCUGCAUGAGAAAAUCUAGUGCAACCUCUUCUACUGCAGAUACUUAUGAUAUUAUGCAGCUAUGCAUCCACAAUUUUCACCGCGAAUAUAUGUAUCCAAAUACAGUGCGCGGCGCGUGGCCAUCACCGAUGUCAACGACUACCGGUUGGAGCUCGCGAGAAAAAUGCCCCAGAUCGACCGCGUGGUCAACGUCGCGAAAGAAGAUCUCUCCGAGGUCGCUUUCGACGAAAUGGGGUUGAAAGAAGGAUUUGACGUCGGGCUCGAGAUAUCAAAUGCAAACAUGUCUGGGUCUGGAAGAGUCCGAACUUGUGAUGCUGCAUUUGGAUUCCAAAAAAAUCUGCAUUGCAUGACCAGCAAAGGGAAUCGAUUUUGGCUACGCGGAGAGGGCAUCUGUCAUGCGGAAUAGGCAUCAAGAAGUCCUCAAAAAGUCUGUGAUGCUAGGGCAUGCAUCACAGACCUCAUGGCCCACGCAAAACGUGCAUGACGAGUCUCAGAAUCUUCCAGACCCAGACAUUUUUGCAGUUGAUACGAGAUGUCGGGGAACGAGCACGCGUUUGUCAACAUGAUUCAUACCAUGAACAACGGGGGCAAGAUCGCGCUGCUCGGUCUCGUGCCGGACUCCGCACAAAUCCCCUGGUCCGAUGUCAUUUUCAAGGGGCUGGAAAUCAAAGGUAUAACUCGUUAACUCAUCAAUUUGUUAGUUACUUCCCGGUAGUACACGAAGAUGUGCCGUUGCGCUUCCGCUACUGCAACAAUAGAGGCUAUGGAUUCGAAUUCCACAAACACAAAUGCGGCAAAAGCGAUUUUCUCUUUUAUCGCAGGUAUCUACGGGCGUGAAAUGUACGAGACGUGGUACAAAAUGAUGGCGGUUCUCGACUCGGGAUUCGACGUUUCGCCGAUCAUCACGCACCACUACGCGAUCAAAGACUACCAAACCGCGUUCGAGAAAGCGGUGUCGUCAUCUUCCGGCAAAGUCAUUCUGAACUGGCAAGAUUUGUGA